Molecule: messenger RNA, 1186 nt
Organism: Saprolegnia parasitica CBS 223.65
Lineage: Eukaryota; Oomycota; Saprolegniomycetes; Saprolegniales; Saprolegniaceae
Exons: 1
Coding region: 38-1186 (382 amino acids)
Source: RefSeq, a predicted model, not a curated record
UUGCAAAAUUCGCGUCCUUCCGGGCAAGACAGGCAGCAUGACGAUGCAGGACAUGGAACAGCCCAUGUGCGAGCCGCAGCAUGGCGCAACGACCUCCAUGGAUGACGAUGGUCUCCUUGCAACCAAGGCGCGCCUGCAGUGCCAGGUGUGCUUUGACUGCUUCCGCAGCGACGAGAUGGUCCGAAAGAUCUGCAGCAAGACGUGUCCCGCGGUCGUGUGCCAUGGCUGCCUCGAGGGCUACAUGAACUCGCGCCUCCAUGCGCAGAUCCGCGGCGUACCAUCCAAGCUGACGUGCCCCAUCUGCGUGCGGCCCGUCAACCUCGUGCGAUGGAAGCGCCGGGCGCCGUUUGUGUACAUGGAGUCGAUCUUGGACCACUUUUCGUACCAUGUGGAAGCAGCCUGCGAAAUCCUCUGCCCCGAGUGCCACGAGGUCUCGACGGUGCUGCCGGACCCGCAAGAGCGUGUCUACACGAUCGCCAUGACCAAGGACUACACACAACACAUCCCGACGCUGCGCCAAAAGUGCGCGGCCUUUUGCCAGCACAAUCUGACGGCCGCCGACCUCGUCAACUUUAUCGUGCAAGCGUUUGACGAUUACUGCGACUUGGUGCUCGAGUCGGUCGUACCGCUCAUCCACGAUACCGAGCGCCGCGUGACGCUUGUGCUCUACAUUCUCCACCAGGAUCCGUUUACGUUUACCGCGUGCUGCGACGCGGCCGUGUGCUUUCGUUGCAAAGUUGCGGGCCACCACGAAGACCAAGAGUGCACAGCUAUGGUGCCCGACAUGGACGAGGUCGCGCAGUGCCCCGAGUGCGGCGUCUUCCUAGUCAAGGGCGACGGGUGCAACUCGAUGACGUGUGUCUGCGGCGCGUGCUUUGAGUGGGACGAAGAGGUCGUCCGGUUCCAAAUGCAGUCGAUUGCGCCACGCCAUCUCGAUGCCUUUCGACGCGUCUCGCGCUUCCUCCAAGAGCGCGUCUGGAAGAGCCGCUACGACCUCUGCAUUGACGAGCUUCCGUACGGCUACAUCGACCUCAAGCUCCGAACAUUGCGGAUAGCGCUCGGCUUUCGCCUCCUCUGGCGGUGCUUUAAGGCGUACGCCGGUGCAGCGCCCUCGCGACCAGCGACGGCCGCGCCGCGUCUCUGCGAUGCACCGCCCGCCAGCCUCAAGCCCGACAAGACCUCGUAG